GAUACAAAGGGUACGCCUCAGGACACGAUUGUCUUCAAUCUUUGCGUCAAAUGUGUUAAAAACAAGAGCGCGACGUCUGAAACGACUCUUCCAGAAGAACUCUAUGAGAAUCUCAUUGAUAUCGUGAAGAAAUCUAAUGGAAAACGAGUGGCAAAAGUAGUGAACUCUCGAAUCGAUUCGGGCGGACGUAAUGUCUUUCGUUAUCCUCAUCUCAAAGACAAAGUGAAAAUGUCUUUAAUUAAGAAUCACUUUAUCUUUUCAGUGGAAUCGACGGGUGCUCUUCCGGCCCAUCAGUUGGUCACCGAAGCCGUAGAAAUAUUAAUUGGAAAUGGCGAAAGGAUGGGCCGUAUAUUUCUGGAGCACAUCGGAGGCCACCGUCUCUUCUCGUGCGCCUCCUGUGACACAGUCUUAACGAAUAGACACGAACUGAUCAGCACUCGCUUCACGGGCGCCACCGGACGCGCCUUCCUCUUCAACCGAGUCGUCAAUUUGAACUACAGCGAAGUUCAGGAUCGGGUGAUGUUGACGGGGCGUCAUAUGGUUCGGGACGUGUCGUGCAAGAACUGUGACACAAAGCUCGGCUGGAUCUACGAGUUCGCCACCGAAGAGAACCAGCGAUACAAAGAGGGGAAAGUGAUUCUCGAGAGGGCUCUCGUCACCGAAAGCGAUGGUCUCGAAGAACAUCUGCCCAACGAAUGAUGGAUAUCAACCACUCCUUCCCAUCGCAAUCACUAUCUCUUUCUUUGAUAUCGUUUUUUACAUUCAAUACUUUGCUUUCAAUUUGUCAUUAAAUCUGUAAAUCAAUGCAUAAAUGCUUUCGAGAAAUACUAUAUAACAGUAAAUAACUGCAGAAACAGUGAGUCCUUUGAGUCUAUUUUCGUAAGAUCUGUGAUAACUAUAUAUUGAUAUAAGAGUUCAGUCAAACGCUUCAUCCAUCGACUAUUUCUCUCUCUCUCUCUCUCUCUCUCUCU
Molecule: messenger RNA, 971 nt
Organism: Medioppia subpectinata
Lineage: Eukaryota; Metazoa; Arthropoda; Arachnida; Sarcoptiformes; Oppiidae
Source: the annotation of a GenBank genome assembly